Messenger RNA from Haliotis rufescens (red abalone), 1119 nucleotides. RefSeq names its product involucrin-like. Lineage: Eukaryota; Metazoa; Mollusca; Gastropoda; Lepetellida; Haliotidae. The coding region runs from base 1 to 1119 and encodes 372 amino acids. The record is from RefSeq and is a predicted model, not a curated record. The transcript has a single exon. Gene Ontology annotation, molecular function: protein binding.
AUGGGUACAGACAAGGGUCAGAUGACCCACAUGGGUACACACAAGGGUCAGAUGACCCACAUGGGUACAGACAAGGGUCAGAUGACCCACAUGGGUACAGACAAGGGUCAGAUGACCCACAUGGGUACAGACAAGGGUCAGAUGACCCACAUGGGUACAGACAAGGGUCAGAUGACUUACAUGGGUACAAACAAGGGGCAGAUGAUCCACAUGGGUACAGACAAGGGUCGGAUGACCCACAUAGGUAUGGACAAGGGUCAGAUGACCCACAUAGGUUCAGACAAGGGUCAGAUGACCUACAUGGGUACAGACAAGGGUCAGAUGACUUACAUGGGUACAAACAAGGGGCAGAUGACCCACAUGGGUACAGACAAGGGUCAGAUGACCCACAUGGGUACAGACAAGGGUCAGAUGACCCACAUGGGUACAGACAAGGGUCAGAUGACCCACAUGGGUACAGACAAGGGUCAGAUGACUUACAUGGGUACAAACAAGGGGCAGAUGAUCCACAUGGGUACAGACAAGGGUCGGAUGACCCACAUAGGUAUGGACAAGGGUCAGAUGACCCACAUAGGUUCAGACAAGGGUCAGAUGACCUACAUGGGUACAGACAAGGGUCAGAUGACUUACAUGGGUACAAACAAGGGGCAGAUGAUCCACAUGGGUACAGACAAGGGUCGGAUGACCCACAUAGGUAUGGACAAGGGUCAGAUGACCCACAUAGGUUCAGACAAGGGUCAGAUGACCCACAUGGGUACAGACAAGGGUCAGAUGACUUACAUGGGUACAAACAAGGGGCAGAUGACCCACAUGGGUACAGACAAGGGUCGGAUGACCCACAUAGGUAUGGACAAGGGUCAGAUGACCCACAUAGGUUCAGACAAGGGUCAGAUGACCUACAUGGGUACAGACAAGGGUUCAGAUGACCCACAUAGGUAUGGACAAGGGUCAGAUGACCCACAUAGGUUCAGACAAGGGUCAGAUGACCUACAUGGGCAUGGACAAGGGUCAGAUGACCUACAUAGGUACAAUACAAUCAAGGGUCAGAUGACCCCCAUGGGCCUGCUUUGUGCUGCUAUGUCAGGAUUAAAGGUGUAUAACUUAUUUAGUCGCAUGUGA